This is a messenger RNA of Lasiodiplodia theobromae, 846 nucleotides long. RefSeq lists its product as uncharacterized. The coding region runs from base 1 to 846 and encodes 281 amino acids. The transcript has 2 exons. The record is from RefSeq and is a predicted model, not a curated record. NCBI's taxonomy places the organism in Eukaryota, Fungi, Ascomycota, Dothideomycetes, Botryosphaeriales, Botryosphaeriaceae.
AUGGCCGAGCCUCAAACGAAAGACAACCUCGCCCGCAUCAGGGAUAACCAGCGCCGCUCACGCGCGCGCAAGAAAGAGUACCUCCAGGAACUCGAGUCCAAGUACCGUGCCUGCGAGCAAAUGGGUGUUCAGGCAUCUGCCGAAAUCCAGGCUGCCGCAAAGCGCGUCCUUGACGAGAACCGCCGUCUGCGCGCCCUGUUGCAAAAGAUGGGCGUGUCCGACUCUGAAAUUGACAGCUUCAACGAUCCCAAUCCGAAUCCAGCAGACACCCUGGAUGCCAUGCUUCGGAACCGUCGCCCAUGCAAUCCAGGCUCGCAGUCGGCUUGUGGCAGCAGCAGGAGCGGUGCCAGCAGCAAAAGCCCGGCCUCACAGGCGCCUACAUCGACACCCCUGUCAACUACCAGUCUAGAACCACCUGCUCUACCGCCCCCAGCUCAGCCCUCGCCGCGGUCCCACUCCAGCGCGACUAGCAUAAGCUCGACCUUCAGUACACCCCCUACUGCAGAGUCGCCCAUGGUCCCGAUUGCACCUCUACCGUCCUUUCCGACCAACACCCCUCCGGAUCCAUCAAGUGCUUACGGCCCCUCGUACAAUGCCUACUAUGCCAUCCCCAACCUGGGCAACUGGACUUGGCCUACCCUUAACGACAUGCCUGAUACCCCUACUCAGCACAUCCCCAACUCCUCGUCAUGCCUUCAGGCCGCCGAUAUCAUCCGCGGAAUGCGCAGCGACGUCGGCCCUGAACUGGAGCAAGAAAUGGGAUGCAACGCUGAAGGUCAAGAUUGCAAAGUCGACAACAACGUCAUUUUCGACCUGGUCGACAAAUACUCCAUGCAGGGCUUAUGA